Molecule: messenger RNA, 1329 nt
Organism: Sclerotinia borealis F-4128
Lineage: Eukaryota; Fungi; Ascomycota; Leotiomycetes; Helotiales; Sclerotiniaceae
Source: the annotation of a GenBank genome assembly
AUGUCUUUCGAGUCUCUCUCUGAACGCCUUGCGACUCUGCAGGAAUCAAAUAGACAAGCAAGAGAAUUGAUCGAUCGUCUAGAAACCAUUGAGUUUCCGCCAGGCUCCAUAGCACUGGAUAGCGACGACGAUAACGGGUUGCUAGAGCUCUCUGCGGAGAUUACACAAGUUUUGAAGGAUCAAGAUGAGGAGUUUGAGCAGUUGCAAGAAGAAGUUCUGUCACUGCCUGCGGGACGGCCGAAUAGUGAGUCGCAAAGGCAGAGACAGGUGCUUGAUGACGCAGUGGAGAGGGACAUCAAAGAACUCAAAUCAUAUUAUACCACGUUUCGCAAAGCCCAAAUGACGGCCAAAAAGAAGCUCAAGGCUGCGCAAGUUUUGGCGCGACAAGUCCUCCUCCAAGCAAGCUUAAAUCCCUCUUCCGGGAGAUCAUCCCCCAGCUCAAUGGAACGACCUAUAUCUAGGCAAAAGUCGGAGCCCUCGAAAGAAGAGAAGACUGUAAAUGCUGCAGGCGAUGUGACGCUUGCCUUGCGACGAACCCACGAAAUGAUGGCGGGCGAGUUGGAGAAAUCACAAUUCGCAAACGAUACUUUGAAACAAUCAACGGAAAAGUUGGCUCAGCUGGAUGAAACAUACUCUACAUUAGAUUCUCUAUUAUCAAAUUCGAGGCAUUUGCUGGGAACUUUACUGAGGAGCCAAAAGAGUGAUACGUGGUAUCUGGAAUCGGCAUUUUAUAUCCUCAUAAGUACGAUUGCAUGGCUCAUUUUCAGGAGGUUCCUUUACGGACCACUUUGGUGGAUAGUCUAUGCGCCGCUGAGGUUAAUCUUGUAUACUUUGUUUGGCAUAUUUGGAAUGAUGGGUUCGAAGGGUGGCUCGGUUGUUGAAAGCAGCUUAUCGAUAUCUCGUGAGCCAGUGAUUUAUUCAACGGUCUCAACAGGCAGCAAAGAUGCUACAGUCAUUGACGUUACAAACGGUGAUCAGCAACCGACAGCAACAGCGGCAUCGACUAUGGUAGAGGAAGUUAUACAUAUCAUUGAUGAAAGCCAGCAUUACCGAGCUCCUGAUAAGGAGGGUGCCAAUGUAGCGUCGGCUGGGGAGGAGCCGCCGCAUGACACACAGCUUGAGCCGGAAGAAAGUAUGGCGCGAAGUGAACAAUCGGAAUUGAGCAAAGAGUCGGCGAGAGACGAGCCUACGUAUGACACACAAAUCAAGCUGGAAGAAAGUACGGCGCGAAGUGAACAAUCGGAAUCGGAGGAGAACCCAAAAAAAAGGAUGUGGGAGGAACCAGAAGGGGCGAUCAAGGACGCACCGCAAAGGAAGGAUGAACUGUAA